Molecule: messenger RNA, 1203 nt
Organism: Clonostachys rhizophaga
Lineage: Eukaryota; Fungi; Ascomycota; Sordariomycetes; Hypocreales; Bionectriaceae
Source: the annotation of a GenBank genome assembly
AUGCCCGCAGAGCCGCUUUAUCGUUACCAGUCGUCCCUCGAGGGAAUUCUAGAUUUUUUAACCAGACCGCCCCUAAGUGUGGUACAGUAUCAAGCAGCUGCUCGAAAGUUUGCGGAGCUGAUUGAUCAUUUCGACCAAGGCACCAACCAAAAGCCAAGAGAUAAGAGAUAUGAUCGCGUCACACUAGUACGACUGACGUACGAAUACGCUCGUACCGAGGAAUCUAAGGGAAACUUCUUACGUGCAUUUUUCGAGUCGGCUGGAACCCCAGUAGACGAUAAUCUCAAUGCUCAUCCAAUCGACCUUUCCAAUCCCAAUACGGAAGCUGCCCUCCGGGAUUCCAUCCACAACUUCGCUGACUAUCUUUUCGAGAAUUUCUUCCUUCCAUUGAAAGCGUCAGCCCGUAAAACUCCACAGCCAUCACCAGCGUCGCAUUCGGCCGUUCUAAGUAUUCUUCAAGAACCCCAUACGUUUCUCGGCACUCCGGAUCGAGUGGCCGCUCUUCGAGGUGCCUGUCUUAUUCGUGAUCACCAUCGCUGCGUCAUAACCCGUCUCUUUGAUUGUGAAGAGGCAGAGAAACGGAUAAAUAGUUCCAGACUGCAAGGCAUAGUGGCGCUAGACGACGAGGGAAAUCCUUUCACCCCUGGAAACAAAUACGAUCUUCUUCAAGUCGCACAUAUUCUACCACAUUCUUUAACCCAACUGAGUGCUAAUAAUGACUUGAACAAUUCGAAGGCGGCCGCCCUGGCGAUCCUUAAUAUGUUUGACCAUGGCGCUGCGCACCUCAUCGAGGGAACUGAUAUUGACCGCCCUGGAAACGCCAUUACUGUUACAAUUUUUAUGCGCCAGUGGUUUGGUAACUUUAAAGUAUUUUUUGAACCUGUGGAACAACAGGCACAUACAUACCGUAUCGACACCUUUUCUCCUAUGAUCUUGGGUGACGUGUUGCCUGUUACGCGAACCCUCUACCUUACUGAAUCAAGAACGAUUGAUCCUCCCUCUCCUCGUUUACUGGCGAUCCACAAGGCUAUCGCGCAUAUCUUACAUCUGUCGGCUGCUGGAGCAUAUAUUGAUAAAAUUCUUCGUGAUCUUGAGGAUCAGUCUGUGAGAGAGGAUGGGUCAAGCGAGUUGGAUUUGUUGGUGAAGCUCAAGCUUCAAUUGCAGGGGUGGCCAGCUGGACAGGCAGCUGAAGGGCGUUCUUAA